Jatropha curcas is the source of this 1574-nucleotide messenger RNA. It is a transcript of the gene MDAR1, whose product is annotated as monodehydroascorbate reductase 1. Lineage: Eukaryota; Viridiplantae; Streptophyta; Magnoliopsida; Malpighiales; Euphorbiaceae. Gene Ontology annotation, cellular component: cytoplasm. Gene Ontology annotation, molecular function: oxidoreductase activity, acting on NAD(P)H. The record is from RefSeq and is a predicted model, not a curated record.
AUAAAUAUUUGACCAAUCACAUUUCUUAAAAAAUCCGUUUCUCCUUUUACAAGGACUUUGUCUCUUUCACUGAAAGCAAUUCAGAAAACAGAGAAUCAAUUAAUCUAUGGCGGAGAAGAGUUUCAAAUACGUGAUCGUCGGUGGUGGUGUCGCCGCCGGAUAUGCAGCUAGGGAGUUUGGAAAGCAGGGGGUUCAGCCAGGUGAAUUGGCAAUCAUCUCCAAGGAGGCGGUAGCUCCUUAUGAACGUCCCGCACUUAGCAAGGCAUAUCUUUUCCCUGAGGGAACUGCAAGGCUUCCAGGAUUCCAUGUCUGUGUUGGGAGUGGAGGGGAGAGGCUGCUUCCCGAGUGGUACAAGGAGAAAGGAAUAGAGUUGAUCCUUGGCACAGAAAUAGUUAAAGCAGAUCUUGCUGCCAAGACUCUCACAAGUGCAGCUGGAGAAAUCUUCAAGUAUAAUAUUUUGAUUGUCGCAACUGGCUCUACUGUUAUAAGAUUGUCAGAUUUUGGUGUCAAAGGUGCUGAUGCCAAAAAUAUCUUCUACUUGAGAGAAAUUGACGAUGCUGAUAAGCUUGUAGAAGCAAUUAGAGCGAAGCAAAAUGGGAAGGCUGUGGUUGUUGGAGGCGGAUACAUUGGUCUUGAACUUAGUGCGGCACUGAGAAUUAACAAUCUUGAUGUUACCAUGGUUUAUCCUGAACCUUGGUGCAUGCCUCGCCUUUUUACUGCGGGCAUAGCUGCUUUCUAUGAGGGGUACUAUGCUGAUAAGGGAAUCAAGAUUAUCAAGGGAACAGUUGCUGUUGGUUUUACCUCUGAUUCGAAUGGAGAGGUAAAGGAAGUGCAACUUAAGGAUGGUAGGGUGUUAGAAGCUGAUAUUGUUAUUGUUGGUGUUGGUGGAAGGCCACUUACAACAUUAUUCAAAGGACAGGUUGAAGAGGAUAAAGGUGGAAUAAAGACUGAUGCAUUUUUUAAAACAAGUGUUCCGGAUGUGUAUGCUGUUGGUGACGUAGCUACUUUUCCUUUGAAAUUGUACAAUGAGUUGAGAAGAGUAGAACACGUUGACCAUGCCCGAAAAUCAGCAGAGCAAGCUGUGAAGGCCAUUAAAGCAAGCGAGGAGGGGAAAACAAUUGAUGAGUAUGAUUACCUUCCAUACUUCUACUCUCGUUCGUUUAGUCUGUCCUGGCAAUUCUACGGUGACAAUGUUGGUGAGACUGUGCUCUUUGGAGACAGUGAUCCAAAAUCACCAAAUCCUAAGUUUGGAUCAUACUGGAUUAAAGAUGGAAAGGUCAUUGGAGCUUUUCUAGAAGGUGGAAGUCCUGAUGAAAACCAGGCUAUUGCUAAAGUCGCAAAACUCCAACCAGCUGUUGAUAAUUUGGAUCAGCUGACAAAAGAAGGUCUUGCCUUUGCCUCUAAGAUUUGAUUUUGAUUGUUUCCUUAUCAAAUAUGGCACUCUCGUGGCUUUUUCGUUUUAGCACUUUCAGAUUGUUGCAUAAAAUCUUUUAACUCUUAUCAUUUUCUUUGGUUAUGAUGUACACGAUUUUGGUUGGGAUGAUUAUUGUCUUGUUAAUUAAAUUUAUAUAAAA